Molecule: messenger RNA, 14456 nt
Organism: Oxyura jamaicensis (ruddy duck)
Lineage: Eukaryota; Metazoa; Chordata; Aves; Anseriformes; Anatidae
Gene: NBEAL1
Product: neurobeachin like 1
Exons: 56
Coding region: 356-8599 (2747 amino acids)
Biological process (GO): intracellular protein localization
Cellular component (GO): membrane; cytosol
Molecular function (GO): protein kinase binding
Source: RefSeq, a predicted model, not a curated record
CCCCUCCGCCGCCCGGCGUUUCCCGGCCGCCCUUAGCCGUGGCCAGGGUAGGCUGCGGGAAGAGGCCGCGGUGGUGUGGGGGGAGCCGGGAGAGGCCGGCGGCGCGAGAUUACGCCUGAAGUGCCACUGGCGAAGAACGGACAUGCUUGAGUGUUGCCUUCAGUCGCUUGUAUUGUGCUACGUUGUUUACCCAAAAAGGAGAGGCUGAGACCCUGUUAUUUUAAUCCUUGACUUCUUCUUGGGUUAUGAUAUAACUAAUAAUAAACCAAAAACUGCGGAAAGAGCACUUGAGAACGGAGCAUGGUAGGAUCUUGAACAGAAGUCGCUGGUGUCAGGCAGAAGAGGAAGGGAAGGAAUGGCAUCCCGAGAGAGGCUGUAUGAGCUUUGGAUGCUUUACUGCAAUAAGAAAGAUCCAGAUUACCUGAAGCUUUGGUUGGAUAGUUUUGUUUCUAGCUAUGAACAGUUUUUGGAUGUGGACUUUGAGAAACUGCCAACUAGGGUGGAUGACGUCCCACCAGGAAUAUCACUGCUUCCUGACAAUAUUCUUCAGGUCCUUAGGCUCCAGCUGCUGCAGUGUGUCCAGAAAAUGUCAGAUGGACUAGAAGAGCAGCAGCAGGCUCUGUCACUUUUGCUUGUGAAAUUCUUUAUCAUCCUUUGCAGAAAUUUGGCUAACGUGGAAGAGAUUGGAAUGUGUUCAUACAUUAACCAUGUUAUCACCAUGACUACAUUAUACAUUCAACAGUUAAAAAGCAAAACAAAAGAGAAAGAAAUGGCAGAUCAGACCCCAAUAGAAGAAUUUGUGAGACAUGCACUGGCUUUUUGUGAAAGUCUCUAUGAUCCAUACCGAAACUGGAGGCAGCGAGUUGCAGGACGUAUCCUAAGUACAGUUGAAAAGAGCAGACAGAAGUAUAAACCGGCUUCUCUCACGGUUGAGUUUGUCCCUUUCUUUUAUCAAUGCUUUCAAGAAAGUGAACAUCUCAAGGAAAGCCUGAAAUGUUGCCUGCUACAUCUCUUUGGAGCUAUUGUGGCUGGUGGUCAGAGGAAUGCUCUUCAAGCAGUAUCUCCCGCUACCAUGGAAGUCUUGAUGCGUGUUUUAGCGGACUGUGACAACUGGGAUGACGGGAGUCCUGAGGAAGUGAGCAGAAAGGCAGAGCUUACUCUGAAGUGCCUGACAGAAGUUGUCCAUAUCCUUCUUACCAGCAGUUCUGACCAGCGGCAAGUGGAGACCAGUACAAUAUUGGAGAACUAUUUCAAGCUGCUUAAUUCAGACCAUUCAGCUUUACCUAAUUCAAGGUGUUGUAGGCAGUGGGAGAGCAGGUUCAUAGCUCUACAGAUCCAAAUGCUGAAUACCAUCACAGCCAUGUUAGACUGCACAGAUAGGCCUGUUCUGCAGGCAAUUUUCCUUAACAGUAACUGCUUUGAGCAUCUCAUUCGACUGUUGCAGAACUGCAAGCUGUUUUUAAAUGCUAACAAUAAAGUGGCAGACAAGAGUGAAAAAGACCUUGCCAACAAAUUACUGACAGAAAUGAAUAAGGACCAGGUGUUUCAGGCACACCUAGACUGCUUGGCGGUAUCAACCAUUCAAGCCCUCACAGCAGUAAUGCUCAAGUCUCCAGCUGCUAAGGAGGUCUUCAAGGAGAGAAUUGGUUAUGCGCAUAUAUAUGAGGUACUAAAAUCGCUGGGUCAACCCUCACGGGAAUUACUAGAAGAACUCAUGAAUAUGGCUGUUGAAGGUGACCACAUGGCUGUUGGGAUAUUAGGCAUUAGUAAUGUCCAGCCAUUAUUGCUGCUUAUCCAGUGGCUUCCAGAGCUAGAGUCACACGACCUGCAGAUUUUCAUCUCAAAUUGGUUGAGGCGGAUCUGCUGUAUUAACAGACAGAGUCGUGCCACAUGUGUCAAUGCGAACAUGGUCAUCCGUAUCAUUGAGACAUUAAAUUCCCAUUCUGCACUCCACUGUACUUGUGCAGAGAACCUGAUUGCCCUUCUGGGCUCUUUGGGGAGCCAGUCAAUGGGAUCAGAAGAAUUGCUUCAGUUAAUACGGCUCCUGAGGACUGAGGAACCAAGGCGGGCUCACCCUUAUGUUGUUCCAGUGAUGCGAGCCAUUCUGGCAAUGGCCCGCAAGCAAGGCAUGGCAAGUGCCUUGCAGUAUUUCAACUUGUAUCACAGUAUGGCAGGAAUUGCAGUUCCAUCAAUUCAGAAGUGGCCAGGCUCUGCGUUUUCUUUCAGUGCUUGGCUCUGCCUUGAUCAGGACCAGGUGGACCCUAGCACAACUAGCAAAAACGGCAAGCGGAAGCAACUCUAUAGCUUUUUUACGGGAAGUGGUAUGGGUUUUGAAGCCUUUAUUACGUGCUCUGGGGUAUUGGUGGUUGCAGUUUGCACAAAGAGGGAAUAUACGACAGUGAUGCUUCCAGACCACUGUUUUUUUGACUCGCUCUGGCACAACAUAACUAUUGUUCACAUGCCUGGAAAGAGGCCCUUUGGUCAGAGUCUUGUAUACAUCUAUGUCAAUGGACAGCAGAAGAUCUCUGCUCCACUUCGAUUCCCUGCCAUGAAUGAACCUUUUACUUCUUGCUGCAUUGGUUCAGCUGGCCAAAGAACAACAACUCCUCCUCCAUCUCAGAUACCAGACCCACCUUUUUCUUCCCCUAUCAUGCCCCAUCGUACGUCACUUGGGGGCAUUCUAUCUCCAGGAAGUUGGAGUGGAAUGCUUGCAAAACCGGAGCUCAUCACCAAGAUGAUCUCAGCAGGGACUCAGGAUAGUGAAUGGGGAUGUCCAACAUCUUUGGAGGGACACCUUGGAUCAGUUAUCAUCUUCCAUGAAGCACUGCAACCCCCUCAGGUGAAAGCAUUGUAUUUAGCAGGUCCAAACUGCUUAACUCCAUGGAAAUCUCAAGAGUCUGAAGUAGCAGACCUCCCCAGUAAGGUGUUGCUUCAUUACACACCAAAGGCCUGCAGAAAUCCAAUUUGUCUUGACCUGUCUGCUAAUCUCUUACAUGGAAGACUAACUGGAAACAAAGUAGUGAACUGGGACAUCAAGGAUAUGAUCAACUGCAUUGGCGGAAUAAAUGUGCUGUUUCCAUUGCUGGAGCAGAUCAGUUUCCUUGGUGGACAGGUGCCCGAGAAGUCUGAAGGGGAAACUCUACCACCUCCAGAAGCAGUAACUCCUGUUGAGGGCGACUGGGUGGUAUUGGCAUCCACAAAGGCAUCAGAAGCACGGCUGGAGAAGAAUGUUGUUGCAACUUUCAUCUUGCUGAUAAAACACUUUAUUCAGAGGCAUCAUGUUAAUCAAGAAAAUCUGAUUCACUCCCAUGGAGUUGCCACCCUAGGAGCCUUGUUACAGAAGGUGCCAAGCAACUUAAUGGAUGUGAACGUACUGAUGGCUGUACAGUUGUUGAUAGAGCAAGUCUCAGUAGAAAAGAACAUGCAGCUUUUACAACAGAUGUAUCAACACUUACUUUUUGACUUCAGCAUCUGGAACAGUGGGGACUUCCCCUUCAGAAUUGGGCACAUACAAUAUCUUUCUACAAUCAUCAAAGACAGCAGAAGGCUAUUCAGAAAGAAGUAUGGAGUACAGUUUCUUCUAGACACGCUCAGGGUUUAUUAUGGGAGUGGCUGUAAAGACAGUGAUUUGGCUCCUGAUGACCUGAGAACAAUACGAACAUCCCUUUAUGGACUGAUCAAAUAUUUCCUAAGCAAAGGUGGAACACAUGAAGAAAUACAGAGCAUCAUAGGAUACAUAGCUGCCACCAGUGAAGAAGAACAGCUCUGUGGAAUUCUGGAUAUUCUCUUCAGCCUACUUCAUUCCAGCCCAACCCCAGACCAGCUUUUUUUACUGCUUUUUGAACCAGGAAAUGCUGAUAUUCUUUACGCUUUGUUACUGCAUCAAAGAUACUCUGACCGGCUUAGAGAACUUGUGUUCAAGAUUGUGGAAGAGAUGCUAAAAUGUACCAAAGUUUACGAACGCAGUAAGCACCGUAUGAGACUCAGAGAAGUGGGAUACUCUGGACUGGGACUCCUUCUGAAUGAAUCACCAGUUCCUGUUUCUCUCAUAAAAAACCUUCUUAACCAAGUUCUGUAUGCAGAUCCUGUUGUGAAUUGUAAAGAUCUCAUAGCUGUAGUGCAUCUGGCACAUAAAUCAGAUAUAUCAGUGAGAGUGGUCAUCUGUAGAAAGGUUUUGCACUUUUUACAUUCCCAAUUGGAAGCAGCACAACAGAUUUCUCAGCAGCUAGGCUGGCAGGACACUUUGGUUAGACUGUUCCUGAAAGAAAACUCCGAGGUCCGGAUUGGCUUUAGAGAGAACAGGGCUGAUUCCUCAAGGGAGGAGGAAAGAAAGCCUCCUGCUGAAGGUCUUCAGAGACAUCAUGCUGAUAAGAUGGAGGGAGAUAAAGCUGGUAGCUUUGCAUCUGUUAAUGGUUUGUUUGAUCAGUGGAGUUUAGAAGACAACAAAUCUUUGGAUGUCCCAGGUCAUUUCUCUGCUAUGCCUCUGGAAGAUGCAUCCACAGGAGAGAUGUCUUUUAGGUCAGAGGACCAAGAAGAAUUGUGGCACAGUAAUCCUUCACAUCUGAGUUUAGACCUGUCCAGUGUUGACUCUUACGAACUGGCUGAUGGGAAUCAGAUGACAGAUAGCCUGCCCAGCACACCAUCGCCUAUAGAGAGCACAAAAACAUUUUCUGGACAGCCUGAAAAAGAUCUGGGUGUCAUAAAUGAUGUGGGCUUCAGUGCUGAUCUAUCUUCAUUUGAAAACCAAGGAGGAGGUGAUAAUGAACUGUUACAGUUACUUACAGACAUCCUACUGUGUAUAAUGUGGAAAGGCAUUGAAAGAUCUGAUGAUGAUGCUUGGAUUGAGAGAGGACAGGUAUUUUCUGCACUGACCAAACUGGGAAUAUCUAAUGAGUUGUUGCGACCGUCUGAUGAAAUAAAACUCAACCUGCUGGAGAAGAUGUUAGAAUGGUCAGUCACUGACAACAGAGAUUCAAAAGCUCUCCCUACACAUGCUGAAAAUGCCUUCCGGCUCUUACUAAUUGUACAAGAUUUCCUGCAGGCAGAGGGACUAGUUAAUUCAAACUUGUGGACAGAAAAGCUCUUGGAGGAGUUAGUGACUCUCAUGGAUAGCCUGUCAGUCUGGUAUUCUGCUGGCCCAGAAGCAACCUGGUUUUCACAGGUGCAAGUCCAGUUACUCCUUGGAUUCAUUGCACAAGACAACUUACAGGUCUGUGCUAUGGCAGCAGCCAAGCUAAACACCCUUCUUCAGACUAAAGUAAUAGAGAGCCAACCUGAAGCAUGCUACCUCUUGGGGAAGCUGGAGGGCAUCUUGAGUAGAUCAAUAGAAGAGAAAACAGAAACAUAUUCAUUUUUGAUUCCCCUUGUUCGGACACUGGUAUCCAAAAUUUAUGAACUUCUCUUCAUGAAUCUGCAUCUCCCUUCAUUGCCUCCUACCAAUGGCAGCCCCUCUUUCUUUGAGGACUUUCAAGAAUACUGCCGCUCUGAUGAGUGGCAAGUUUACAUUGAUAAAUACAUUAUUCCAAAUAUGAAGCAGUAUGAGGAGAACUCAUUCAGACAUGGUCAUGAGCAGAUGGCACUUUAUUGGAAAGAUUGUUAUGAAGCGUUUAUGGUGAACAUGCAUAAACGAGAUCGGGAGAGAGGAGAAAGCAAGCUUAAAUUUCAGGAGCAUUUUGUGGAACCAUUCAGCAGAAAGGCUCGACAGGAAAAUCUGCGGUACAACAGUAUGCUAAAGCAACUUAAUAGUCAGCACACCGCUACUCUGAGACAGUGGAGAGCAGCCCAGCUUUACUUGCUCUCUGAACGUGGCCCUUGGUCAGAAAUGAAACAGCAUCCUAUCCACUGGAAACUUUCAAAUGUGGAAAAUUUUUCACGUAUGAGACUAAAACUAGUGCAGAAUUACAACUUCAACUCUCAUCAGGAUGCUAGUGACCUGAGAGAUAAUUUAGGUGUGCACCAGACACAGCCCUCUAGUGAGUCUCUACUUCUGGAAGUGGUAAAGCAGGUGAAAGUGAGUGACUUGGAAGAUGAUGUACUUGAACUACCAGAGGAAGACACAACAGCCAGUUCCAGUAUGGAUGAGAAGGAUGAGCAGAGUCAGAAAGAAAAGCUAAUAUUGUCUGAAGACUGUGAACUCAUUACAGUAAUUGAUGUGAUACCUGGCAGACUGGAGAUCACUACCCAGCACAUCUAUUUCUUUGAUGGUAGCCUUGAAAAAGAGGAGGGGGUUGGUUUUGAUUUCAAAUGUCACCUUUCUCAAAUUCGAGAGAUACAUUUGCGUCGGUACAACCUGAGGAGGUCGGCUUUGGAGAUCUUCCUUAUGGAUCAAACCAACUACUUUCUCAACUUCAAUAAGGAGGUAAGAAACAAAGUAUACAGUCGAAUAUUGUCACUGCGCUCUCCAAAUAUUUCUGGAACCAGAUCUCCACAGGAACUCUUUAAAGCUUCAGGUUUGAUGCAGAAAUGGGUGAAUAGAGAAAUAUCCAAUUUCGACUACCUUAUUCAGCUGAACACAAUGGCGGGACGAACUUAUAACGACCUUGCUCAAUAUCCUGUGUUCCCCUGGAUUUUACGAGAUUACACUUCAGAAGAACUGGAUUUGAAUAAUCCAGCGGUCUUUAGGGAUCUGUCCAAACCCAUAGGGGUGGUAAAUGAGAAGAAUGCUAAGGCCGUGAAAGAGAAAUAUGAGAAUUUUGAGGAUCCCCUUGGGAUGAUUGACAAAUUUCACUAUGGAACACACUACUCAAAUGCUGCUGGUGUCAUGCAUUACCUCAUUCGGGUAGAACCUUUCACAACGCUUCAUAUCCAACUUCAAAGUGGCAGGUUUGACUGUGCUGAUCGACAGUUCCACUCUAUUCCUGCUACCUGGCAGGCACUCAUGGAUAACCCCAAUGAUGUCAAGGAACUUAUCCCAGAGUUCUUCUACUUCCCAGAAUUCCUGGAGAAUCAAAAUGGCUUUAAUUUGGGUCAGCUUCAAAUAUCCAAAGAAGCGGUAAAUGAUGUUGUUCUCCCCAAAUGGGCCCACUCUCCAGAAGACUUCAUCUGUAAACAUAGGAAGGCUCUGGAAUCUGAGUAUGUUUCUGCUCAUCUUCAUGAAUGGAUAGAUUUGAUUUUUGGCUACAAGCAGAGGGGACCAGCUGCAGUGGAAGCACUCAAUGUGUUCUAUUAUUGUACUUAUGAAGGGGCUGUGGAUUUGGAUGCUUUAACAGAUGAGAAAGAAAGGAAAGCUUUAGAAGGGAUGAUAAACAAUUUUGGGCAAACUCCCUGUCAACUGUUAAAGGAGCCUCAUCCUCAAAGGCUGUCGGCAGAAGAGGUAGUGCAAAGACUAACUAAAAGUGAUACCUCUACUCUGAAUCUCUUCCAGCACCUCACUGAACUGAAGUCAUUCUUCAUAGAGGGAAUCAGUGAUGGUGUCCCUAUUGUCAAAGCUGUUGUCCCCAGGAAUCAGUCACGUUCCUUUAUGUCUCAGGGAAGCCCAGAGAUCUUGGUAACAGCAAGUCUGAAUUGCAUUAUUGGAACCCAUGGUUGGCUACCUUAUGAUAAAAACAUCUCCAACUAUUUUACAUUCAUCAGAGAUACCACAGUGACAAAUCCUAAAACACAGCGCAGCAUGAGUGGUCCUUUUGCACCAGGGCUGGAGAUUACCUCUAAGUUGUUUGCAGUAUCCCAUGAUGCAAAACUCCUCUUUAGUGGAGGACACUGGGACAAUAGCAUCAGAGUGACAUCUCUUACAAAAGGAAAGCUGAUUGGACAGCACAUCAGGCACAUGGAUAUUGUGACCUGCUUGGCAAUAGAUUACUGUGGAAUCCAUUUAAUUUCAGGCUCCAGAGAUACUACCUGUAUCAUAUGGCAAAUAGUUCAGCAGGGAGGAGUGCCUGUCGGCCUGUCACCUAAGCCAUUACAGAUCCUUUAUGGGCAUACUGAUGAAGUUACAAGUGUUGGCAUCAGCACUGAACUGGACAUGGCAGUGUCAGGAUCCAAGGAUGGGACAGUUAUUAUGCGCACUAUUCGAAAAGGUCAGUACAUGAGAACUUUGCGACCACCUUGUGAGAGUUCCCUCCUCCUGACAGUUCCCAAUCUGGCUGUGUCCUGGGAAGGCCAUAUAGUUGUCCACACCAGCAUAGAAGGAAAGACCACUCUUAAGGAUAAGAAUGCAUUACACCUCUAUUCUGUCAAUGGAAAGCAUCUGAGUUCUGAGACUCUGAAGGAGGAAGUGUCAGAUAUGUGUGUGACUGGCGAGUACAUUGUGAUGGGCAGCUUACAAGGAUUUCUUUCCAUACGAGAUCUCUACAGCCUGAAUCUGAGCAUCUCCCCAUUAGCCAUGCGACUGCCAAUUCAUUGCAUUUCUGUCACUAAAGAGUAUAGCCACAUCCUUGUUGGCUUGGAGGAUGGCAAGUUGAUUAUCGUUGGUGUUGGCAAGCCAGCAGAGGUAAAACCCACCAUCAAGAACUUUUUCUACCGAACAGUGGGAAGUUCACUUAUUUCUGCUUUUCAGCUGAGCAAGAGGUCUCCUCUAUGGCAGGAUGCGCUCAGGUCAGCUUUCCCGAAAGCUGUGGGGAUCAAGCAAACGGCUCAGCCAGAUUUCAUCAGGAGAGACUGAAUAUAACACUCAAGAUUCCAAGUGAUUGCUGCUUCUACCUUCUCUCAUGGAUGCCAGAAACAUAUUUAAUCUUUUGGUCACUUUAAAUGUAUAUCUCAGCUUUCAGGGGCUUGACUGUUAACAGUCUGUUGAAGACGAACCUAUGGUAGAGGUUUAGUAAUAAGCAUAUGUACCCAUGCAAGUUAGCUUGCUUGCACAUUUUUCCUUAACCGUGUUGAUUUGGUCACAACAAAAACCCUGUCUAAACAGCUGCUAAAACAGUGUUUCAGGAAAAACAAAAAACCUAAACAUACAAACCAAAACCACCAGACCUCCAAACCAAAGCUUGCUAAUUGAACUUAAGUACCAUUUGAUUUAAAGAUGAAUAGGGCCAGAUGCUCCUUGAUCAUAAGAAAGAUAUUUGGCAUUGCUUUCACAGCACUGCAAUUCCCCAACAGUCUGUCUAAAAUUGUCUGUUGCAGUGGUCUGAUUCAAAACUGGGAUAGCUGACAAUUACAUCCCUUUCAGUAUGUUUUUUAGACCAAUGAACAACUUAAUGUGAUUUGUUCCUGUAAAUGCCUAUUGCUAUCUUCCUUUACGUAGUUCCAGUUUUAGGCUGUUCUGCAAGGAACAUCUGUGUUGCACUACUUGAUUAUCAGAAAUUCUUUAAAGUACAGACAUGAAUAACUUCAAAGAAGUUGAAGGUGGUGAAGGAGCAGAAGGAGGUAGGAAAUACUUGCUGCUGAAAAUUAUUUAUAUUAAGUAGACUAAGAUGCACACCAAGAAAUCCCAUAAUAUAGUUACUAUCUUGAAGAAAUAAGAGGACAAAUCACAUAUCCCUGUUGGUUAAAGAUCUAUCCUCUUCAUUAGUAAGGCAACAAAUUUUCGCUGCAAAAUCAUUUAAACAAUGCUGCAGAACAACUUAAUGGAAAAGCACCUGUUUGUUUCUUGGCUUGGUAUUCACCAAACCAGUUAUCCAUAUUUUUAUUUCUGUAAAACAAGCAGGAAAACAGAUGAUGUAUCCAUUUUCAAGAUGUGUUUAAUAACUGGGAGAAGAAAAUAUUAGAUCCUUACCUGCUCUAUACACAACAAAAUAGUUAUGGAUUUGUUGCUAUAUUUUGGAAAAGCCAUUACUGAAUGUUUCUUUCGUUAAGUAAUAUUUGAUGUUAGAAGGGAUUGUGUUUUCCUGUCAUUUUGGUGUUUUUUUAAUGUUAGUGAUUUAAAUUACAAACCCUAUAUUGCUGAAAAAGCCUGGUGCUGAGGGAAAAAUAUUUUUUGACUGGUGUGCAAAGGUAUGUGUGCAUGUGUGUAUAUGUGUCUAUGUAUAUUUAUGUAUAUACAUGUAUGUAUGUCUAUUAAAAAGAGAAGAUAUUCCCCUUUCAUCUUUUGGGGUAAGGGGUGUAUAAAUAUAAGGCAGAGCUCUAACUGAUUUCUAGCUAGUAUAUUCCCUUUUGGCUACCCAUCUCUUCCCUCUGCCAUCACUUUUUUGUGUUAUUUUUAUUUAUUUAUGGACAUGAAUGUGUUGUACCUCCCAUAAAGGUUAUCAGAUAUUCUCUGUGACUGGGACCCGUUGAACUACCUUAGAACUCCAUUAUGUAUAAUCUCAUUUCAUUAACUUGUGGCAUAAUAUUUAUUAUCUUUAUAGAAAUAAAGUUAAUCCUUGCCCCCUGGAUAAAGUUAAUCUUUAAAAGUCCAAUUAGUUUCAUGAAAACUGUUUCCUCUUCCUCCUCCUAAUGACUGUGUGCUGUGUAAAGAAAGUUGUAUUGUUUUUUCUUUUGUAAAUGAAAUAGUAAUCAGCCUUGUGAACAAGUGGGUCUAUCCAUAGUUGCAAUAUUCAAAUUAAUCACUGUGACAGACUGGAUUGUCUGAUUGUCAGGAGAAAAUCAGAAUAAUUUCCUUGAGUCACUUGCCAAGAGAGCAUUAAAUUUCCAAAAGCAAAGUGAAAUACUGUUUUUAAUCACUUGCCUAUCCAAUGAGAAUACUAAGGAUACUCUGGAAGUAUUAAAUGUGUAUAUGAGAAUGUGAAGUAUGGUUGUCCAUUAUGAUUUCAUGAAGAAGGGACUUCAGGGGAGCUCUUUUGAGAGUAGUUUGUAAGAAUUGCAGCUUUGAAUGUAAGAAUCUUCGGUGUUGUGGGAAGUUGAAAAAAGAAGCACAUCAUUUGGGGCAUUGCAGUGACGUUUUUUGUAAGUACGCAUAUAUGUUCAGCUUAAAUGUAUAUAUGGGAUUAAGUGUAUGCUUGCCGGGGAAGGGAGUGGAAAUUUUGGUUUAGAUUAGCAGAAUCAAGUGGAAAAAAGUAUCGAGAUAAGUCUUUUGUAGGGUUUGGUGAGAACAUCUUUGUCACUUGCACAGAAGAUCACAUAAAGGUUUGAAAUCAUCCUACUGUGUUUCAAACAAGUUUAUACAAGAGAUGGAUUAAUUUUUUAGUAAUUUAAUAUUCAGGAAUACUGAAUACACGGUGUCAGCUUAAGUAAAGUAUGUAGUUGAAAUAAUUGGGGAUGAGAGGAUUUAUGGUGAAGAGUUUUGACACUUGAGUGCCGUCAUUUCAGUGCAUCGUGAGCAUUAAGUGAUCUUCACAAAAAUCUGGGACAGGCUGAAAUGUGGACAGUUUCAGGGCUGUCAGACUUGAGAAUAGUUUGUGCUCUGCACAAAGCAGCAGCAGAAUGAGGAUGAGGAGAGAUGAACUCUGAGCUACUUCAUGCUCUACGCAGAAUGGCAACAUACAUUAUUACCUUUUCAUCUUUUAUAUGGUUCUUGAGGAUGAGGGGUAUAUACCAUCACAGUGUUUUUGGAAAGACUUCAAAGGUUUGAAGGUCUGCACUUUUGCCUUUAUUUGAAACCAGCUUCAAGUAAAAGAUAUAGGUGGUAAGUGUGAGCAUUAGCUGGUAUUUUGUUUCUGUUUGAACUUGUAUGUCUUUCUCAAGUAGAAAAUCAUUUUUCCAAUCGUCUGUUAAGGUUGACUGAAUUGCAGUCUAUUAUGUAUUAGUGAACUGAUCUCUUACUUUUGAUUUCCUCAAAUUAAGUAAAACUUAGGAUCCCACCAUGUUGCUUUUCAUGUAGAAAAAUGCGUUCUUGUGAAGUAAGAUUAUCCUUUGUUUUUGAACUAAUAUUUAUUUAAGUGUUAAAAAGUAAAGCUGUGAGAUGAAACAAUUCUGAAUAGGAAUUCAGAAUAAACAUAGUUGUUCAUAACACUACAUUUGUCAAGACCUUCUUGGUGGUACUUUCUUGCAUUUAAUUUUUGGAACAACCUUAAGGAUAUUUAUCAAAGCUAAAGAUAUACUUAUCUUUGAAGCUGAAGAAAACUUUCUUCUGAUACUUGUAUAUAAUCUAGAUCAAGCAGCUAGCAGUAUUGAGUAAACUCUCCAUAGAUCUUAAAAGUGUAUACCAAAGGAUGAUACUUAAAGACAUCUCUUCCUUAUUUCAAGAAAAAUGUUUAAUUUUCACAAUUUACUUGUAACUGUUGAUAGUAUUUUUAAUUGUCUUUUAUAUUUGUAGUGAAGAAUCUCAUCUAGUCUGCAGUUUUUAUACUAUACCAGCAUUCAGAAAGUGAAAUGUUUGCAGUUCAAGGUAGCAUCUAACUUAUGCGAAUUAUACUAUAUUAAUAUACUUAUCUAAUACUAAAUCAUAGGAUAUCUAGAAACCAUGUCUUCUGUCAUCUGUGUACUUUACCAACACCAGCACAAAAUAAUAAUCCCGAUGUUUAACUACAUUUCUCCUGCAUAUAAAUAUGUAUCCUAAUGUGAACCUAAGGCCUAAUCUAAUAAAUAUUGCUCGAUGAAAACACUAUGUAGGGUUAUAUUUAAUUUGGUGGAAAUUUAAGUAUUCAGUGCUUUCUUGACUGGGCUUUUCAUGCCUUUUGGUUUAAAACCUAUGUAGUUUUCAGUUGUAAACAUAACACUUUGGUAGUAGUCAGUUGCUUGUGAAAGUUCUGCUGAGAAUGGACUUAAGCUGUGCAAGUAUAUAUACUCUCUGAUCUAGUUACCAGCAUAUAUUAGUAAAACCAUCAGGAAGUAUUAUAGAUGGGUGAAGCAGAUAGUUCUCAAAUGAGAUAUGCCACAUAGUGCUACACUGCUGCAGACUUUUUUUCACUCAUCUUGCUGAACUUGAACAUUGUUUUUGCAGUCAGUCGUAUUUGGUGCUGUAAUAAAUCAGUAACAGCACAGCAGCUAUAACAAAGUUAAUGAAAAGGUAACCCAUCAACAGAUAGUAUUAACUUGCAUUGCUUUAAAAUUGUGCACGUUUAUUUGGCUAAGACUGUGCAGGUCCAGGCAGUAACACAAGACGUACUUACACCUUUUAGAAGGAGAAAGUUUUUGUGCAGUCGUAUGCAUGUGGGUUCAUCGUAUUACCAAUGUCAGAGUCCAGUGAUUGGAAGAUGUCUUCCUUUCUAUCUCAAGGAAUCAAUUUCUCCUCGUUAUUACUAAUAGCUCUUGGAGGCACAUACUUUUAAAGCCAAGGUUUCACAAAAAGCUACUGCAGUUUAUUAAAAAAAAAUGGUAGAAUAUUAUUGUGCCCUUCUUCACUACUAUAGUCAUCAGAUGCCUGAGUGGUAGUUCAGCAUGAUCUGCACAGGUUUACUUUUCAGUCAAGUGCUAUUAUUCAUCUUAUUGCAGUCUGGAGUACCCCAUAGGUGAGGAACUGCUUGUGGUGCUUAUUCAAAGAUACCCUUUGUUCAGUUUUAAUUCACUUUUUUGCAGUGCAUCUGUAGAAGAAAACUCAUGUUUUUCUUUUAGUUACUGUUUACCUGAAGGGCCCAAAUAGAAUAAGUAUUUCACUUUCCUUCAGGAGAAAAUUCCUGCAAUUGUGUUUGAUUUCUAUUUUUGUCUGCUGGACUUGGGAAAUCUGGAAGGUAUUUCCAGAGCUUAGGUCUGUGACUAGAUUCUGUGCAGACACAAUGUCAUAACUUACCUUUUUUCCCAGAAGCAUGAUUGUCAGUAGAGAUUAUAGUUUAAUGCUGCUGAGGUGUCUUGAAAUUGAAAUAUAAAACAUCCAGCCAUAUGUAUCAUACAUUUAAAUGAAGUUAGAGGCCACUUGUAUAUUAAUUUCCUAUCUAGUUAGUAUUUCCUCUUGAGGGAGCCGCAUUUUUUGCCUUGAGGAAAUGUUUAAAAUAAAUUUAAUCAUGUACCUAGUAGUACUGCUUUAAUCAUAUAUAGCUUUGAGCUAUUACUUAAAACCAUGAGGAAAAAAAAUCAAGGAGAACUUGUUAAGUUCUGAUUUAACCCUUAGCUUAUGCAGGAGCAUCUUAAUAUAAAAUUAGAGAAACACUGCUUGUAAGACUAACCUCCCUCUGGUCAGUCUUUUGUUGGAAAUUGUGCUGCUACUUGGUUUGCAUGAUGAAAUUUGGUAAGCAAGACACUUCAACGUCUCAGCAUUUUUUUUUAAGUUACUAAAGCUAAUGGGGCAGUGCAAAUAGAGUCCUUACAGCAACAGUUAAUCGUAUCUUUUGAUUCUUACACGUUGUGCAAUUAUGUGAUUACAAAUGGAUUUUUAAAUGCCAAAAAAUGCCUUUUUUUUUUUUUUUUUUUUUUAGAUUUAAUUUUUAGUUUUAGGAGUGUUGAAAAUAUCUGCUUUCAAAAAUGAGCCUUCAGGCCCUGAAACAAACUUGCUGUCAGUCUUCUGUGCAAUAUCUCCCUUCUGGGUGCUUUAAGUAUAUACUGUAUAUCUUAUUUUGGUUUGAUCAGUAUGUUUUGAGAGUGUGUAUAUUGGCUAAUGAUGGAUUUUUUUCUUCUGUACAGCAUGGUGGAAGAUGUUUUAAAAUUUUGCACUUUUCUAGGAUUUGCAAGUUUGUAACCUAACAAUUUUUAACAUGCACACUUUUGUACAUGAUCAGCAUUGUAUAUAUUUAACAUGAGUCUGAAGCCAAUAAAAAUAAUUGAAUGCA